Molecule: messenger RNA, 1422 nt
Organism: Nothoprocta perdicaria
Lineage: Eukaryota; Metazoa; Chordata; Aves; Tinamiformes; Tinamidae
Product: bactericidal permeability-increasing protein-like
Exons: 15
Coding region: 1-1422 (473 amino acids)
Biological process (GO): defense response to Gram-negative bacterium; lipopolysaccharide-mediated signaling pathway; innate immune response
Molecular function (GO): lipopolysaccharide binding
Source: RefSeq, a predicted model, not a curated record
AUGGCCAGCCUGGCCCUGCUGCUGCUGCUGCUGGACGCCAGCCCCGUGCUGGGCACUGCCACCGCCGGCAUCAAGGGCAGGGUGACCCGCAGCGCCCUGGACUACGGCCACCGGCUGGGGCUGCACGCGCUGCACGCGCUGCUGCGCGCCGAGCACGAGCUCAACCUGACGGGCUCCUACCGCGUGCCGCUGCUGGGCGAGCUGCGCUUCGCCGUGCCCCGGCUCCGCGUGCAGGGGCUGCAGCUCAACGACUCCUCCGCGGAGUUUGCGCCGGCCGUGGGCGUGCGGCUCUCGCUGCGGCGCGCGGAGCUCCAGCUCCACGCAGAGUGGGCAGCCCAGCUCUGGCCAGUCCAGGACGGUGGCACCGUGGACGUGCACGCGGGUGACGUGGCCGUGGCGGCGGUGCUGGCGGUGGGCGCCGAUGCCGGGGGCCGUCCCGCCGUCCGGAGCACCGACUGUCACUCCAGCAUCGGCAGCCUGCGCCUGGAGUUCCAUGGCGGGCAGAGCUGGCUCUACAACCUGCUGGCGCCGGCGCUGCAGGGACCCCUGCGCCUGGAGCUCAACAAGCACCUCUGCACGGAGCUGCAGCGCCAAGUGCGCAGGCUGCAGGACACACUGGACAGCUGGAGAGUGUCCGUCCAGCUGGACCCCUUCGCUGCCAUCGACUACUCGCUGCUGCAGGAGCCGGAGAUCACGGCGGAGCACGGGGACCUCAGCAUUAAGGGGGAGUUCUUCGGCGUGGGCCGGCGGCAGCAGAGCCCCUUCUCGGCGGCGCCGGUGCCGCUGCCGGUGGCGGAGGAGCCCAUGCUGCUCGUGGGYGUCACCGAGUUCGUCGCCAACUCCGCGGCCUUCGUGUACUUCACGGCCGGCGCCCUGCGCUGGACCGUCACCGGUGCCAUGCUCCCGCGGCGCUUCCCGCUCCGCCUGAGCACCGAGGGCCUGGGGCUCUUCGCCCCGCAGCUGCAGGAGCUCUACCCGGAGCGGCCYGUGGAGCUGGUGCUCUGGGCCCGCCGGCAGCCCCUGCUCUGGUGCCGCCCGGCCGGGCUGCGCCUGGCCCUGCGCGGYGCCGCCGAGGCCUCCGUGCUGCUGCCCAACGGCACCCGCGCGCCCGCCUUCCUGCUGCGCAUCGAUGCCAACGUGACGGGGAAGCCGGUCCUCAGCGCGAGCAGGAUCGGGGGCUCCGUGAGCCUGCUGGGCCUCAGUGUGGAGCAGGAGGAGUCGCACGUGGGGCCGCUGGAGGUGAAGAGCCUGGAGAACCUGCUGAGCUUCGGGCUGCGGCUCUUUGGGCUGCCGCUGGCCAACCGGAAGCUCCGCGCCGGCUUCCCGCUGCCCGUCCCGCGCGGCCUGCGCCUGCUGCAGCCCCGCGUCACGCUGCAGGAGGGCUUCGCUCUCGUCACCACAGACCUGCAGUACGAGCCCUGA